This is a messenger RNA of Linum trigynum, 2692 nucleotides long. NCBI's taxonomy places the organism in Eukaryota, Viridiplantae, Streptophyta, Magnoliopsida, Malpighiales, Linaceae. The record is from the annotation of a GenBank genome assembly.
UAUCAUCGUUGAAGAAUAGUCUCGGGCCGAUUCGGUGAUCUGUACCCUUCAAAAUCAAAAGAAAUGACCUUUCUUCACCAAAAAAUUACGAAAAUGCCAUCAAAAAAUAAAUUGGCCCAAACCGGUGUUUAACAUACUUAUCAUCCGUGGAGAUUAGGAUCAAUAGACUUCAUUAUCGGUGGAGAACAGCCUUUGCCUGAAUCCAUGAUCUUUAGCCUCAGAAUCGAAAGAAAAUGACAUUUCUGAAAAAUAACCUGAAAUAUGUGAUUGUACCUCUUUGAAAUAUGUCAAAAAUUAACCCGGAAUAAACAUGCCUUGUGUUCUUUUGGUUGAUGCAGCUUCAUUUGAAUUCCUCCAUUUCCUUAUUUGUUUAGCUUGACUGCUCCUUGUUGGUUGUCUUACAUUUUUCAGUGGCAAAUGGUGUAUUUGAAUCUUUGGCCAUUUAUUUUCUUCACAACUCAACAUUGCAAGUUAUUUCUCUGUAUUACCUCCAAUUGGUGCUAACUAUAUUUGUCAUCAAUUUUGUGAGCUCUGUGGAAGUAAUUUCCCAUACUUAUUACGUUGCUUCAACGCCUUGCAAUAGCUUAGCAUGUUUGUUGGUUUUGCUAAUCACUACCACUUCUAAUAAAAUCUCGUCCUCAAGUCACCUUAGACGACGUGGAAAAAUUUUCUUCAAUAUGAGUAAUCCUUUUCUUUGACUUUGUUAAUUUUUUAUAUAUUCUCUUUUAUUUUCCAUCUUAGUUGGAAAUCCAUAGUAAAUUCGAAGUUCAUUUUUUGUUUGUUCGACUUAAUAGACACAUAAUCUUUACCUCGUUGUUAUUUUUCAUUCAUAAUUUUUUUUUAUAAUUAAUAGUUGUGAAGUUUUGAAUCUAAUAGGAUCUUCUUACUCAAUGUAGGUGUAGAUCCAUAGUCUCAUUGGCAAGCGUGUCCAAGUUUUUAUUUUUUAUUUUUGCCUUUCUGCUUUUGCAAUUAUGUCUUGGGAGUUUCAUUUUGCUAAUUAUUUCAUUCAACACAUUUGCAGUGUUAUCUUCCACUCGCCGAAAAACGCAAGCGAACGGGCCAUAAAUAGCAUUUAUUUAUCUUUUGUCAUUACUAAUUUACCCUUGCUUGAAUUUCAUCCAUUGAAUUAACAUAGUUAAUUAGGGGGUUAGGUUCGAUUUAGCAUGGUGCUAGCCUAAUAGCAUAUGGUUCCACCCUAAAAGGAAAAGAAAAAGAAAUGAGAAUAGAAGAGACGACGUGGGUUUGUUUGUGGUGGGUGGGUCUGAACGUCUGCUCCUAUAAAUAAACACAACGUGAAUUCAAGCUUAGCUCUCCCUUGUGCGCGCGUUUCUGACUCCUGCUCUUUUUUGGCAGGGUCAGAAAGCAAGGAUCUCUCUCACCUCAUCUUCUCCAAUUCACCAAAUCUCUCCUGGAAUUUCAUUCCAUGGAAGCUGAAAGAAAAUCCAGCCUCUUCUUCAUCCAGAACGACGAACCGCCGACCGCCAGAAGCUUCAGCCUCGAUUCCAGCAAUGGCUUCCGCCCCUGCAUCAAGAAAAAGAAGAACAAAACCACAGGCGUUAUGCAACUGAUCAGGGCUGCAUUGUUCAUGAUCAACAACAAAUCCAGCAAGAAGAGUUCAUCCUCCAACAACAGCUUCGUCAAGUGGAAGAAAUUGUUGGGCCUGGUUCGCCCGUUGCAAUUGGAGAGCCACCAAUUACCGCCGCCGUCGUCACCGCCGGCGUUACGCCGGAUUCAGGCGUCAUCUGCGGUGGUGGCACAGGGGGAUCGGGAGGUUGCUCCGCCGUCGCCGGCGGCGAUGAGCCAGUACGCGUCGGCGAACAGCCUGGCGGAUCUAGAGGAGGAGGAGGAGGAGGAGGAAGAACAUGGCGAUUGCUACUACGAUGGGGUGGAAGGGGACGAGAUGAUCGAUUCCAAGGCGGAGGAGUUCAUCGCCCGAUUUUACCAUCAAAUGCGGCUCCAAGAUCAACGCCCAAAUUAGUUGUCUCGGUUCGACCGAUUUCCAUAACUUGGAGCUUCUGUGGAUUCGUUCAGUUGUCUCUUUCUGUUGAAUUCGGUUUGGCGGUUUGGUGUGAAAUUCGGAUUAUGAAAAAAUGUGUUUCAUUCUAGAGAGAAGCAGAUUUAGUGAGCUCUGUCAACAUUCUUCGAUUCUUUUUUUUUUUAUUAUUUUUUUCUCCUAACAAUGAGAGUUUUCGUCUUGUGAACUUUCCUCUGCUUGUAUGUAACCGGAGAUUGAAUGGCUCUACAUAUCUCAAUAGAGUGGGUGAAUUGGUUCUGGUGCAACUAACGUGGUUACCGAUACGUUGCAUAUAAUAACUCUGUAACUAAAUUUGAGUCUUUAAUUUUAAAUGGGUCUCGGAUUUGAGAGGUGAGAAUUAAUAAUUUUUUAGUUCUUCUAGUUUUCUUAAUCGGCUCGUAUUUUCAUUGUUUUAAUUUUGAUUACAAAAAAAUUUUGCACAGAUGUAUCGAGUAUGUUGUUUUCUACAAAUGAGAUUCAUAUUCUAGUCGAUUUUGUAUCUCCUUCCUUUCUAAGUUAAUUUGAAAUUUUUUGUAAAGAGUUCAUCAUGAUCUAUUGGAUCUACAAAAUUACAGCACCAAAAAAUAUCACCUCGUACCACAUUGGUAUAGUUGUGAUAUCUUGCGGUACAUAAUGUUGAAAGUUGUAAAUGACAGGUAAUAUAUUCAUACUAUCAUA